CAGGACACAUAGCGAAAAACUGCUGCAGCGUAUGGUGCUGUAAAGCAGCCUCUCUCUCUCUACAUCACUCCACCAACUCUCUCUGCCUGGAUUGUCAUCUCUGUGUUGCUACAGAGACUAAGCCUGCUAUCCAGCCAUGGCCGGCCAGCAGGACUCAGGCUUUUUUGAGAUCAGCAUCAAGUCUCUGCUGAAAUCCUGGGGCAGCACAUCCCCCAUAGGAAAGCGCCCCCUCCCCCAAGUGAACAGCGCUCCGGGCGAGAGGAAAGGUCCUGUUGCCACCAUGCCGAUUACCGUGGACCCAGAGAGCAAACCGGGCGAGUAUGUCCUCAAAAGCCUGUUCGCCAACUUCACCACCCUGUCUGAACGCAAAAUACGCAUCAUCAUGGCAGAACCACUGGAAAAGCCCCUCACCAAGUCUCUACAAAGAGGAGAAGACCCACAGUUUGAUCAGCUGAUCAGCACUAUGAGCUCUCUUGCUGAGUAUUGUCUUCCCUCCAUCCUGCGGACGCUAUUUGACUGGUAUAAAAGACAGAACGGCUUGGAAGACGAGUCCCAUGAGUACCGCCCACGUGCAAACACCAAGUCCAAAAAUGAUGAACAGCAGAAAGAUUAUCUGAUGGAAAGAAGGGAUUUAGCAAUAGACUUCAUAUUCUCACUUGUGCUUAUUGAGGUUUUAAAACAGAUCCCUCUCCACCCUCUUCUGGAUGGCCUCAUUCAGGAAGUCAUUAACCUGGCCUUCAAACACUUUAAGUACAAAGAGGGGUACCUUGGGCCCAACACAACCAACAUGCACAUAGUGGCUGAUCUGUAUGCAGAGGUUGUCGGUGUCGUGGCCCAGUCCAGGUUUCCUGCAGUGAGGAAGAAGUUCAUCUCAGAGUUGAAGGAGCUCAGGCAGAAAGAGCAGAGCCCGUAUGUGGUCCAGAGCACCAUCAGCCUCAUUAUGGGGGUCAAGUUCUUUCGUAUUAAAAUGUACCCAGUGGAAGAUUUUGAAGCGUCUUUCCAGUUUAUGCAGGAGUGUGCUCAGUAUUUCUUGGAGGUGAAAGAUAAGGACAUUAAACACUCUCUGGCUGGACUCUUCGUAGAGAUACUCGUCCCUGUAGCCGCAACGGUAAAGAAUGAGGUGAACGUGCCCUGUUUGAGGAAUUUUGUGGAAACGCUCUACGAUACAACGUUAGACCUGUCAUCCAGGAAGAAACACUCUCUGGCUCUGUAUCCAUUGGUAACAUGUCUGCUGUGUGUGAGCCAGAAGCAAAUCUUUCUAAACAGAUGGCACGUCUUCCUCAACAACUGCUUGUCCAACCUGAAAAACAAAGACCAUAAAAUGGCCCGGGUGGCACUUGAAUCUCUCUAUCGGCUGCUGUGGGUCUACAUGAUCCGAAUCAAAUGUGAAAGCAACACUGCAACACAAAGCCGCCUCACCUCAAUCAUAUCAACGCUGUUCCCUAAGGGUUCACGGAGCGUCGUUCCUAGAGACAUGCCGCUCAACAUAUUUGUCAAGAUAAUUCAGUUCAUUGCCCAGGAAAGGCUGGAUUUUGCAAUGAAAGAAAUAAUAUGUGAUCUGCUGAGUGUUGGAAAAUCAGCCAAAGCUUUCAGUUUAAAUCCAGAGAGAAUGAACAUUGCUCUGAGAGCAUUCCUCGUCAUAGCCGAUAACCUGCAGCAGAAAGAUGGUGAACCACCCAUGCCGAACACAGGGGCCACUUUGCCUUCUGGGAACACUCUGAAGAAGAAAAAAACCUACCUCAGCAAAACUCUAACUGAGGAGGAAGCAAAACUUAUAGGUAUGGCACUGUAUUACUCCCAGGUCAGGAAGGCCAUUGAUAACAUCCUGAGGCACUUGGACAAAGAGGUGGGCCGCUGCAUGAUGCUCACCAAUGCCCAGAUGCUUAACAAGGAACCUGAGGAUAUGAUCACGGGUGAGAGAAAACCGAAGAUUGACUUGUUCCGGACGUGUGUUGCGGCCAUUCCCCGUAUCCUGCCAGAUGGCCUGUCCAAAAUUGAGCUCAUCGAUCUCUUGGCCAGGCUGACGGUCCACAUGGAUGAUGAACUCAGACUCAUUGCCCAGAAUUCCCUGCAGAGUCUGCUGCUAGACUUCUCCGACUGGCGAGAAGACGUGCUGUUCGGGUACACUAACUUCCUGCUGCGUGAAGUGCAGGACACACAGCAGGGCCUGCAGGACUCGUCUGUUAAACUGCUGCUGCAUUUCCUGACGCAGUGGAGGCUGGCGAUACAGGCGCCUGGAAAACGCUCGGCGGAGAUGGGAACUCACAGCAGCGGGAGCUCCAGACUGCCACCCGAGCGCAGUCCUCACUCCACGGUGCUGCAUGCUGUGGAGGGUCUGGCCCUGCUUCUGCUGUGCUCCUGCCAGACCAGCACCCGCAAACUGGCUGUGUCCGUCCUCCGAGAGAUACGCUGCCUGUUUACAGCCAUCGGACAAGCCGAGGAUGACGAUAAAUCCAUGAUCGAGGUUAUGGACCAACUGGCCCCCAGCGUGCUGGAGAGUUUCGUCCAUGUGGCCGUCUCUGACUCUGCCACCCUGCCCAUGAAUCAUCACGUGGACCUGCAGUGGCUGGUAGAGUGGAAUGCACGCUUGGUAAACAGCCACUAUGAUGUAAAGAGCCCGUCUCACGUGUGGAUCUUCGCUCAGUCUGUGAAGGACCCCUGGGUUCUCUGCCUCUAUAGCUUCCUUAGGCCGGAUCACCUCCCUAAGCACUGCUCCACCGCGCUCAGCUACGCCUGGCCCUACGCAUUCACACGUCUACAGCUGCUUAUGCCACUAGUUGACCCAAACAGUCCCGUUUAUGCCAAAAAGACCAGCACGUCUGGUCCAGCCGAUGGCUAUGUGACGCUGUGGAGGAAUUACCUGAUAUUGUGCCUCGGUGUUGCCAAACCUAGUAUCAUGAGUCCAGGUCACCUGAGAGCCUCUACACCUGAAAUCAUGGCUACCACACCUGAUGGCAGUGUCACGUAUGACAACAAGGUGAUAGGCACACCAUCAGUGGCUUGGCUCCUGAAACAGCUGGUUCCUCUCAUGAGAUCGGAGAGUUUAGAGAUCACGGAGUCUCUAGUCCUUGGCUUUGGACGAACAAAUUCCCUUGUGUUCAGGGAGCUGGUGGAAGAACUCCAUCCUCUAAUGAAAGAAGCUCUGGAGAGAAGACCUGAGAAUAAGAAGCGGAGAGAGCGGAGAGAUCUGCUCCGGCUGCAGCUGCUGCGUAUCUUUGAGCUUCUUGCUGACUCAGGGGUCAUCAGUGACAGUACCAAUGGGGCGUUGGAACGAGAUUCCCUGGCUCUAGGAGCCCUUUUCCUGGAGUAUGUCGAUCUGACACGGAUGCUCUUAGAAGCAGAGAAUGACAAAGAGCUGGACAUUUUGAAAGACAUGAGAGCUCAUUUCAGUGGAAUGGUGGCAAACCUCAUCCAGUGUGUUCCAGUCCACAACAGGCGGUUAUUGUUCCCCCAGCAGAGCUUGAGGCAUCACCUCUUCAUUCUCUUCAGCCAGUGGGCCGGACCCUUCAGUGUCAUGUUCACACCUCUGGACCGCUAUAGUGAUCGCAACCAUCAGAUCACACGCUACCAGUACUGCGCUUUGAAGGCUAUGUCAGCGGUAUUAUGCUGUGGCCCUGUGUUCGAUAACGUGGGUCUUUCUACAGACGGAUACCUGUACAAGUGGCUGGACAAUAUCUUAGCCUGCCAUGAUCUCCGGGUGCAUCGGCUGGGCUGUGAGGUUGUUAUCUUGCUCCUGGAACUGAACCCAGAUCAGGUGAAUCUUUUUAACUGGGCUGUGGAUCGCUGCUUCACUGGAUCAUACCAGCUCGCUUCAGGGUGCUUCAAAGCUAUUGCUACUGUGUGCGGUAGCAGGAAUUAUCCGUGUGACAUUGUGACCCUUUUGAAUCUGGUGUUGUUUAAGUCAUCUGACACAAGCAGAGAGCUUUACGAGAUAUCCAUGCAGCUCAUGCAGGUUCUAGAGUCCAAGUUGUCCGUUUACUCAAAGAGGAUUGUGGGGCAGAAAUCAGGAAAUAUCCUGUAUGGCACACAUGGUCCUUUACCGCCACUAUACAGCGUCUCACUCUUCCAGCUCUCAAAUCAGCUGGCCUGCAUGUAUCCUGAACUCACCCUGCCACUCUUCUCAGAGGUCAGCCAGAGGUUCUCCACCACUCACCCUAAUGGCAGACAGAUCAUGCUGACCUACCUGCUGCCGUGGCUGAACAAUAUAGAGCUGGUUGAUACAGGACUGCUUCCCCCGACCUCCAGCCCGUGCACUCCAGAGGAAGAGGCUCGUGAGCAGUCUGACAACCUGGGAAUCACCCACAGGCUCAAAGGCAACGGUUGGGGCUCUCUGCAGGCCACCUCACUGGUCCUAAAUAACCUCAUGUUCAUGACUGCAAAGUAUGGAGAUGAAGUCCCAGGUCCUGAGAUGGAGAAUGCCUGGAAUGCUCUUGUGGCCAAUGACAAGUGGAGUAACAACCUGAGAAUAACGCUGCAGUUCCUCAUAAGCUUGUGUGGAGUCAGCAGUGACACUACACUGCUGCCUUAUAUUAAGAAAGUGGUGAUAUAUCUGUGUCGGAACAACACCAUUCAGACCAUGGAGGAGUUGCUCUUUGAGCUUCAGCAGACAGACCCGGUAAACCCAGUGGUUCUACACUGUGACAACCCACCGUUUUACCGCUUUGUUGCCAGCAACAAAACCUCUGUUGUGGCCUCAGGCACAACAUCAAGCAGCAAUACGGUAGUGGCCGGGCAAGAAAGCUUCCAGGAGACAGAUGAGGCAAAGAUCGUCAGAGAGAAUGAAGAGAGGUUAAGCAAUGCAGCCCGGGCUCAUAACCGCCUGGAAUCACGCUACAGCAACAGCUCAGGAGGUUCUUAUGAUGAGGAGAAGAAUGACCCUCUACCUCCGUAUGCUGCCUGGUUGAUCAGUGUAUUGGAGAGUAACAGACCUCAGCCUCUUCCCAUGCCUGUGAAUGGAGGCUGUUGGGCCCCGUUGGUGGACUACCUGCCCGAGACCAUCACCCCACGGGGACCCCUUCACAGACUCUUGAUGUCGUCAGCACCUCCUGCCCACAACACGUUCCUCUUUGUGUCUUUUGGUGCACCUCUCAAAUCAGUUCAGUUCAUUUACCUGUGCAUCUCUGUCCUCUCAGGUUUGGAUCAUUACCGGCCAGAGGUAUUUGAGCACAGCAAGAGGUUACUCCUGCAUCUCCUCAUCGCCCUCUCCUGCAACAACAACUUCCAGGUCAUCGCCUCUGUCCUGUUACUAACCAGAGAGAUUGGCGACAACAAGACGCUCACCGUUAAAUCCAGCUACCAGCCCGAAUACCUCUACACAGGGGGGUUCAACUUUCUGCGGGAGUGGCAGACAUCACCAGUGGCGGAUUCCGGACUAAGCUCGUCCUCCACCUCCUCUAGUGUUAGCCUGGGAGGAAGCAUCGGAAACCUGCCACAAAUCACUGCUGACCUGGAGGAGCUGGACGAGUCCUCCACAGAAUCAGAUGAGAAAACCAACAAGCUCAUUGAGUUCCUCACCACCAGAGCAUGGAGUACUGUCCUGUCCUUACUCAGGGCUUUCGGACCGCUUUGGUGCCAUGAAGACAUCACGCCAAAGAACCCCAACUCUAAGAGCACUGAGCAGCUCACCAACUUCUUGCGGCAUGUGGUUUCUGUGUUCAAGGAGUCCAAAUCAGAUUUCCAUCUAGAGCAUCAGCUGAGUGACGUUGCUUUGCAGACGGCCCUCUGCAGCUCCUCCCGCCAUUAUGCUGGGCGCUCGUUCCAGAUCUUCCGCGCCCUGAGACAACCCCUCUCUGCCCACGCAGUGUCCGACCUGCUCUCACGGCUGGUGGAGGUUGUGGGGGAACAUGGGGAUGAAGUACAGGGUUACGUAAUGGAGAUUUUACUCACUCUGGAGUCUGUUGUGGAUAAUUUAGCUGAAUGUUUGAACAACAGUGAACUUAUGGCAGCUUUGACGAGAGAUUCCUCUCCAGACUUCCUGGUUAGCGGGAAGCUCAACCCAAACCGUAAGAGCACAGGGCAGCUGAACCUGCACCAAGAGGGUGGCACUAACGAGCGGAACAGGCACCAGCGCAGUUACUCCGUCCCUAAGAAGUUUGGCGAAAGCGGGGAAAACUCAUCCUCCAACCCUCCUCGCAGUGCCACGUUGGACCGCAUCCAAGCCUGUACCCAACAAGGUCUCGCCCGAUCGGCCCGCAGUACAUCCUCCAACUCAACCCGCGCCGACACAAGUGUCAUCACUGACCCCUCCCACUCCAGUCACCCCGCCAACCUGCUUGCCACCGUCUUCUGGGUGGCGGUGUCACUCAUGGAGUCAGACUUUGAAUUCGAAUACCAGAUGUCAUUGAGGCUGGUUCACAAACUGCUGGCACGGGUUCCGUUGGAUCUGCAAGAGAACAGGGAGAGACUAGAGAAGCUCCAGGCCCAGCUGAGGUGGAGUGGCUUUUCCGGGCUGCAGCAGCUGCUCCUGAAGGGAUUCACUUCUCCGGCCACAAAUGAUCUUACGCUUCAGCUGUUCUGUCAGCUUACACCUGUUUCACGAGUACCAGUAGUGGACACAUCGCAGUAUAUAGGUUUUCCUCUGAACGUGCUUUGUCUGCUGCCUCACUUGGUGCAACACUUCGGUAGCCCUACUCAGUUUUGUAAAGAAAGCGCUGAGAGGAUCGCACAGGUGUGUCUGGAGGAGAAAGACAAGAACACUAAACUUUCUCACCUAGCUCAUGUAAUGACUCUAUAUAAGACUCGUUCUUACACCAGAGACCCCUUCUCGUGGGUUAAUGUGGUCUGCCGCUACUUGCAUGAGGCCUUUUUGGACAUCACACUCAGUCUGGUGACAUAUAUGGCUGAGUUGCUAGAUAAAGGAUUACCCAGCAUGCAACAGCCCCUGCUGCAGAUCAUCUACAGUCUGCUGAGCCACAUGGAUUUGGCAGGAAUUCAGGUCAAACCUUUCAAUGUAGAGGUGCUAAAGACCAUCGAGAAAUUUGUACAGACGGUUCACUGGAAGGAAGCUCUGAACAUUUUGAAGCUGGUUGUUUCCCGUUCUGCCAGCCUAUCCCUGCCGUCCUAUGCCCAUGGUGACUUAGCCCACCUGGAGGUUAGCCGUAUGAUGUGGGAUGGCUCAUCUAAAGCCCUGCCAGGAAAGACACUGGAAUUCCAUUUUGACAUAUCUGAGACGCCGGUUAUUGGCCGCAGAUAUGAUGACCUGCAGGGAUCAGGAGGGAGAGAUGGGAAAGGCCGCGCGAUCGCAGUGACCCGUAGCACGUCCUCUACCUCUUCAGGGUCCAAUUCAAACACCGUCCUGGUGCCAGUCAGCUGGAAACGGCCACAAUCAUCACAGAAGCGAACAAGAGAGAAGCUAGUGAAUGUUCUAUCACUCUGCGGACAGGAAGUUGGCCUCACCAAGAAUCCAUCUGUGAUCUUCUCAUCCUGUGGAGAUCUGGACCUCAUGGAGCAUCAACCCAGUCAGGUGUCCUCUGAGGAUGGGACCCGGGAGGACACUCUGGAUGAUACCACAUCAGAGCAGCAGUUCAGAGUCUUCAGGGACUUUGACUUCCUGGAUGUAGAGCUGGAAGAUGGAGAGGAGCUGCAGGGUGAGAGUAUGGAUAACUUUAACUGGGGAGUGCGCCGGCGCUCUCUGGACAGCACAGAUCUGACUGAGCUCCUGGAGGAGAGCCAGCACUCUGACAUCACCCCCUGCAUUGGCCUACACGACCCCCAACAGGACUCAGAUGACUCCUCUGAGGAAGAGUCCAAUUCCACCAGCCAAAGCCUCUCCCAUUCUCAACUGACCAUGAACCUCUCCCCCUCAGAGGACACCAAUCAUACAGACUCUCUGUCCACUUCUUACGAUACCACAUCAGCUGACCCAAAUUCUCUUAAUGCUGCUACACCUUGCUUGGGAACAUCACUACCAGAUGACCACAUCAUGCCGCCCGUUUUACCAGAAGACGAGGAGUCAUAUGUCCAAGAGGAUGACCUGCCAUUCGGUGUGAAUGAGCUGCCAAUGAGGUUUGACUGUGGCUCUAGCACUAAUCUGGACCUUCCUGCAGAACAAAACCGAGCUGGAAUCAACCAGAACCCAAACUCCCUGCCCAGCUACCAUUUUGGGGAGGACCGAGAUGAUCUGGAUGAGCUGGGCUUUCCUCCUCCACCCUCUCCCUUUUUCUCUGCCAUCCUGGCAGCAUUUCAGCCCACGGUGUGUGACGAUGCCGAAGAAGCCUGGCGGAGUCACAUUAACCAGCUGUUGUGUGAUACAGAUGGGUCUUGCGCUGUCUACACCUUCCACAUCUUCUCCACAAUGUUUCAGAACAUCCAGAAUAAGUUCUGCUCCCUGACCAGUGAUGCUGCCAGUUACCUCGGAGACGGCCUGAGGGGAAUUGGGUCAAAAUUUGUGCAGUCAUCUGAGAUGUUGGCCUUAUGCUCAGACUGUCCCACGCUGUAUGUAGACGCAGAAACGAUUGUUUCUUAUGGGCUUCUAGAGAAGAUGAAGUUCAGUGUUCUUGAGCUGCAGGAGUAUCUGGACACAUAUAACACCCGGGAGGAAGCUGUCGUUUCAUGGUUGCAGAACUGUAAGGCCACAUUUCCAAGGUAUCCUGAUGAUGGUGUGAUCACCUGUCAGCCUGGAGACUCUGAGGAGAAGCAAAUGGAAACUCUGGCUCAAUUGGAGUUGUGUCAGCGACUGUACAAACUUCACUUCCAGCUCCUUCUGCUGUAUCAGUCCUACUGCAAACUCAUUGGACAAGUGAACACCAUCAGCUCUGUGCCAGAGGUACACAGUACACCCAUUACCUGA
Molecule: messenger RNA, 8788 nt
Organism: Sinocyclocheilus grahami
Lineage: Eukaryota; Metazoa; Chordata; Actinopteri; Cypriniformes; Cyprinidae
Product: protein furry homolog
Exons: 61
Coding region: 137-8788 (2883 amino acids)
Biological process (GO): neuron projection development; cell morphogenesis
Cellular component (GO): site of polarized growth; cell cortex
Source: RefSeq, a predicted model, not a curated record